AUGACUUCAUCUCGGGCGUUGCAAGACUUUCAGAUCGAAGAGUUUUUGGAGGAAGAAUCGGAAACUGUCGAUGCUUGUAGUGAAGAAGAGGAUAACUUAAGUGUAGAUGACGUGCAAAGUGACUACGAGCAUGAUUUGAUAAAUGACUUUAUUUUAGAAGAGGUUGCAGAGAAGAUAAGUGAUCUUUACCCAAAGAAAAAUAAAUACUCGUUUUAA
Molecule: messenger RNA, 216 nt
Organism: Parnassius apollo (apollo)
Lineage: Eukaryota; Metazoa; Arthropoda; Insecta; Lepidoptera; Papilionidae
Source: the annotation of a GenBank genome assembly